Messenger RNA from Rhipicephalus sanguineus (brown dog tick), 3598 nucleotides. Its product is annotated as PDZ and LIM domain protein Zasp. Gene Ontology annotation, molecular function: muscle alpha-actinin binding; actin binding. Gene Ontology annotation, cellular component: adherens junction; stress fiber; filamentous actin. Lineage: Eukaryota; Metazoa; Arthropoda; Arachnida; Ixodida; Ixodidae. Gene Ontology annotation, biological process: heart development; muscle structure development; actin cytoskeleton organization. The record is from RefSeq and is a predicted model, not a curated record. The coding region runs from base 16 to 1947 and encodes 643 amino acids. The transcript has 11 exons.
AGGAAUGACCAAAUCAUGUCGGCGGCUCUUUCCACUGCAGACUUCUCGAGUGGCGGAAGCAGCAGCCCCGCACCGGGUGGGCCCUCGCCGGUGGCGGCUGCCAGCAGCCCGACGCCGUCACCCCUGGUCAACCUCCGCCACGUGGAGGCCCCCAAGACGGCUCCUGCUCCACCGGCUGGCCAGCCAAACACCUCCGUGGGCGCCCCCAACACGUGCGCCGACUGCGGAAGGCUCAUCGUAGGUGUGUUCGUGCGCAUCAAGGAUCGCGCCCUGCACGCCGAAUGCUUCCGUUGUGCCACCUGUGGAACGUCUCUGAAGAACAUCGGAUACUUCAACAUCAAGGAUAAGUUGUACUGCGACAUCCACGCGAAGCAGGCCGCCCGCCACAUCGCGCCUGGCAGCAGCCUGGAGCCAGUGCCCGUUCCACCGGGCGGCCACAUCCCGCAGGGAAUUCCGCUGGCUCCGGCUCCGGCCCCGGCUCCGGCCCCGGUGCCCGUAGCCCCGAGGGCUCCCACCGUAGGAGCAGCCUCUUCGCCGCUGUACACACCGCCGGCGCCCAAGUUCACUCCGGCAGCUCCGUACACGCCGACCCAGGCGAUGCCCGCCGCGCACUCGCCGGUAGCGGCCGCUCCGCUGGCUGACCAGCCGCCGCCGCCACCCGACAGCCCCGGCAUCUGCUAUGACUCCCCCGUUGCCAUGGGCCGGUCCGAUUUCCGCCCGGUGUCAGCGCAUUCGCCCGUGGCGGGUUCUAAGCCUCAGACUCCGCAGUCAGCGAAGACGACUCCGCCGUUCGGUGGCAUGACACCGCUGCAUCCCGUGACAGCACCUGUGGCCGACGCUCAUCGUCCGAUACCAGGAGGCGCCAAGUUCACCUGGCCGCCCGCACAGGCCGGCGGUCCCGCUCACGUCGGCGGCGUUCUGGAGUCGAACGCCAUGCCGAGCGUGCCUACGUAUCGGCCACCGCCGGGCACUCAGAGGGUGACCGCGGCCCCGUCGACCCCUAAGUGGGGCGCCGGCCAGCCGCUCGGCGCCCCGCCGGGAGGGCCCUUCCGGCCCUCAUCCCCAUCCGCGUCCCCAUACUCGCCCGUCUCGAGCCCAGCUUCGUCGCGACCACCCUCGUUUGUGUCGUCGUCGCCGAGCCCACUGUCGGGCUUCGGCGGCGGCCAGCAGCAGCCGAUCGGCGGCGUCAAGGUACCGCCGCCCACGGCGCCCAAGCCGAUGUCACGCGCGCCGCCGACCAAAAUAGGCAACGGCGGGCCAUGGGCGCCCGUUGGGCAGCCCGCGCCUGCACUCGCCACCGGUGCCUCAUCGGCUCCUUUUACGGGCCCCUCAGGUCUCUCCCAAGGAGCGGGGUCCAGGCCGGCGCCCAAGAGAGGCCGCGGAAAGCUGACGCAGGCCAUCGGAGGCAAGAUACCCAUCUGCUCCAGCUGCGGAUCGCCCAUCAGGGGGCCGUUUGUGACAGCGCUAGGACGCAAUUGGUGCCCGGAUCACUUCUUGUGCUCCAACGGUAGCUGCCGCAAAUCGCUCCAGGACAUUGGCUUCGUCGAGGAGCAGGGCAAAUUGUACUGUGAACACUGCUACGAAUGCUACAUGGCCCCAAUCUGCAGGAAGUGUGGACAUCGCAUCAAAGGCGAUUGUCUGAACGCCCUUGAGCAGACCUGGCACCCCGAGUGUUUCGUAUGCACGUACUGCAAAACGGCUUUUGGAAACAGCUCAUUCUACCUCGAAGACGGAAUGCCCUACUGCGAGAAAGACUGGAACGAGCUCUUCACCACCAAGUGCGUGGGCUGUGGAUUUCCGAUCGAGGCCGGAGAUCGCUGGGUUGAGGCUCUGAACAACAACUACCACUCCCAGUGCUUCAAGUGCACGAUCUGCCAGAAAAACCUGGAGGGACAAAGCUUCUUUGCUAAAGGAGGACGACCCUUCUGCAAGGCGCACGCCCGCUAAGCCGGCCUCUUGGGCAAGAGGAUAGACUCAGCGCCUAUGGGGCAUUCGCAGGGGCAUUUGGAGUCAUCAAGCUUCAGCUAAAGAGAUAGAGAGAAAGAAACAAAGACAUCGAUAGCCCGCGUUACAUAACUGCGUGAAGCCGAUUCUCCAGAAAAAAAAGCGCAAAACUAGGAGCACACGCUUCACAAGAACGCCUCGACGGGCAAGCUAAGCAGCUCGAGCGAAUUGAAAGGGGCCCAUUGCAAUCGUCUUGUUGGCCGCGGGACUUUGCGCUUAUUAGUUUUGCUGGGAGCUGCUACGCGCUGGGGCUGAAAGUUGUUUUUCUUGUUUUGUUGUUUUACAUGAUGUCAUAUUUUUCUCUUCCUCUAUCUGUCCUUUAAAGAUGAGCAAGGAACGAAACCGAAUGAAGAAACUUGCUUUUAAUAUAUUCUUCAGCCGACACAUUCUGCUUGCGGGAGAAUAUCGAAGCGCGGUUGAAUUCGACAUUGCUUUAUGGUACUACUAUACGGGCUGUAAUGGAAAGAAAUAAUAAUAUCACAGUAAUGUCUGGCGUUAUACGAAACGUAUAAGCGAUUUUUUUCUCUUUUUUUUUUUUUUGCUAUGGCGAAAAGAUGAUGAGGAGGGCGACGUUCUUUGCCGACGUCUCAUUCGCCACGACAAGACUGGCCUCUGGGCAACAAGAGAAGAGCCGGUGAAGAAAGCUGCCAAGCUAACGAGAAACGACUGAAGCUUCGUGAAAUAGUGAUUUCUUCACAGGGCGACACGCUAGCUUCAUGACAUGACAAGAACGUUUUUUUGAUCUCUUAGAAAUGCCAUGUUUUCUGCUUGCAUGAAGCAACGGGAUAGGCAGAAGAGCCUCGUGCACAUUGCAUCAGUUUAUGUUAAAACUAUUUCUCUGAGCGAGGGAAAAAAAAGAAGCAAGAAACCGCGUGUUUGGCGAAUGGUUAGCUUCUCUUCUGGUAAAGCUUCAAUGCAGGCACAAGACAGACACAUAAAAACCAAUCAGGAGGCGCCUUAAUAACGCUAUUCUCUUUUGCGCCUGCACGAGGCGAGCGCUGUGAGUGGCUUAAACAUUUAUCUAAUCAACAUCGUGAGAAGGAGGAUGCUCGAAUAAAAUAAAAAUGCGCGAACGAUACAGUGCUAAAAAUGAAACAAGUUGAAAGGCGAUUUGAUUCGCUUCGUGGAGGCGAAGCAACUAAGUAAACGCUAACCAGCUCUCUAAACUAAAGCGUACUUAACGAUUAGGCGCUGCAUUCGUCGCGUUUCACCUAUACACUCGUUCUUGUCUUUCUGCUCUGCUAACGUCCGGUGUGCUGCAUUUUCUUGUUUUCGUUUUUUUUUUUUGCUGGGUCACGUACCCAACGGAAGUUCUAGUCGUCUUCUUUGUUACUUAUUGUUGUAGGCAUCAUUUAUUGUAUUACAGCAACCAUUGUAUCAAGCCGUUGGGAAGUCAUCGUGAGAAGGCAAAAUACUUAAAUGCGUCAGCUUACUCCGUCACGCUGUCCUUUACGUGCCAUACCUUAACAGGCGGCACGGACAUCCCAUCCCCCCUCUCUCCAUUGUUUCCCCCUCCGCGAGGCUCGUGUUUUGUGUCUCAACGCUGAUCAAGUGUGUACAACGAAUAAAGCUAAUGCCAAUAACUGUUACAAAA